Nannizzia gypsea CBS 118893 is the source of this 762-nucleotide messenger RNA. RefSeq lists its product as hypothetical. NCBI's taxonomy places the organism in Eukaryota, Fungi, Ascomycota, Eurotiomycetes, Onygenales, Arthrodermataceae. The record is from RefSeq and is a predicted model, not a curated record. The transcript is spliced from 2 exons. The coding region runs from base 1 to 762 and encodes 253 amino acids.
AUGUCUAAGCCAACUAUUGCCCUGGUCCCCGGUGCCUGGCACACCCCAGCCCACUACGAGGAGUUUCUCGCCUUGUUCGAAAAGGCUGGCUACCCAACCGCCUGUCUUCAGCUCCCUGGCGUUGACUCUGCCAACCCUAACGACGAGACCGUUGCCACCAACGCCGCCUACCUCCGCGAAAAGCUGCUGCUCCCUCUUCUCGACGAUGGAAAGAAUGUCGUCCUGGUCAUGCACUCCUUCGGCGGCUGCAUUGGAAGUGUAGCUGCUGCCGGCCUUAGCAAGAAAGACCGUGGCUCCAGCGGAGGAGUCGUCGGACUUAUCUUCAUUGCUGGCUUCCUGGCCAAGGAGUCCAUGUCUCUCUUCGAUGCCCUGGGCGGCAAGUUUGACGACUUUGUCAAUGUUGAUGAUGCAACUGGCCAGCUUACGAUUGAGAACCCAACUGAUGUCCUGUUCCAUGACGUUCCAGGCGAUGUUGCUGCAAAGGCAGUUGGCCAGCUGAAGCAACAGUCCAAGUCUGUUCUGAAGAGCCCCAGCGCCGCCCCAGCCUGGCAGGAAGAGUUCUACAAUGGCGGCCGACGAGGAUACAUCAGAGCUACCCAGGACCGCUGUGUGCCUGCCGCCAUCCAGACCAUGAUGCUGGACAAGAGCGAACUGGACUGGAACAUCAAGGACGUCGAGGCCAGCCACAGCCCCUACCUGAGCCGCCCCCAGGAGACCUUUGAUAUCAUCAAUGGCAUGAUCACUGCCAUUUGGAACCAGUGA